AUGAGUAAUGGAAGCACAACCUCAUCCACUGCAUCAAUAACCAACGAUACAAAUGACUCGAAAAUCAUCCGAGAAUUCAGGAAGUUCAAUCCUUCAACAUUUGAUGGAUCAUCUGUGGACCCAACUAUAGCAAAGAAUUGGAUAACAGAAAUAAAAACCAUUUUUUGCCACAUAAACAUCCCAGAAGAACAGAAAGUAAAUUGUGCCACCUUCAUGUUAAGAGUUAGAUAUAAAAAGGAAAUGGAAUUUCUUAAUCUUUGUCAAGAGAACAUGUUGGUGGCGGAGUAUGAACGAAAAUUUGAUCGCUUGUCUCACUUUGUUCCUCAGCUAGUGGACACAGAAGAGAAGAAGGUGGAGAGGUUUAUUUGGGGAUUAAGAGAAGGCGUUCGGGACAUAGUUACUGCUUUCCGACAUAAAAAGUAUGCACUUGCCCUCAAGUUGGCCUUACUCAUGGAAGUAAAUCUUGCUGCCAAAACCUCAACUUUUGAACGAGAAUUCAUACCAAAUCAAAAGAGGAAAUUCAAUCAACAAGGCUUCCAACGUUCACAAGGGAAGCAAAAAAUUCCCAAGGCACUCAAGGCUACAGGGCAAUGUCUCCGGAACUUAGGAGUGUGUUUCAAUUGUGGCCAAACGGGUCACUAUGCAAAGGCUUGCCCAAAGCUCAUCACCCAAGUAUCAACUGACCAGACCACUCAGCCUACCAGUAACAAGGUUACCCAACAACAGAAAGGAUGGGUGUUUGCUAUUACACGUAAAGAGGCAGAGGAUCAAGAUGCAAUUGUCAUCCUCGGGUAUUAUGCCUUCUCUUUAUUUGAUUUGGGCUCUAGUCAUUCAUUCAUCUCUACAACAUUUGCACAACAUGCUCAACUAACAUCAAAGCCCUUAGGCUACAAUCGAUCCAUAGCUACUCCUAUCAGAGUAUCUAUGUUGGCCCAUUCAGUUGUGGAAAACUGCGAGUUGUCAGUAUCAGGACAUAAACUAGGGGUGACCCUUAUCAUCCUAGACAUAAGUCAUUUUGACAUAAUACUAGGUAUGGACUGGUUAGCAGCAAACUAUGCAAGCAUAGAUUGGCAUAAUAAAGAGGUCAUAUUUACCUUUCCAACAGGAACCAAGUUUAAAUUUAAGAGAUCUAAUAUACGAUCAGCCCCAACAAUAAUUUUAUCCUUAAAAACUAAGCAUUUGCUCAAUUAUGGGGCUUGGGCAUGUCUAUCAAGUGUGAUGGAUUUACGAAACCAAAAGGAUGAAAUUAAGGCCAUUCCUGUAAUAAGAAAGUUUGACGAUAUAUUCCCAGAAGAGCUUCCAGGUUUACCACCUAAUCGAGAAAUAGAAUUUUAUAUAGACCUAAUUCCUGGAGCUGAACUGUAUCUAAAGCACCAUAUAGAAUGGCGCCUGCAAAGUUAA
Benincasa hispida (wax gourd) is the source of this 1401-nucleotide messenger RNA. The record is from RefSeq and is a predicted model, not a curated record. NCBI's taxonomy places the organism in Eukaryota, Viridiplantae, Streptophyta, Magnoliopsida, Cucurbitales, Cucurbitaceae.